GCAAACCAACCUUACAGUAUAACCAGGUAAAAACCUCUGUACAAUGUCAGGUUUUGAACGAUGGGUUGGAAAAGUGGCUGUGAUUACUGGUGCUAGUUCUGGAAUUGGGGCUGACAUUGCCAAAACUUUAGUGAAAAAGGGCCUCAAAGUUGUUGGUCUGGCAAGAAGGAAGGAAAAGAUCGACGAACUGGCCCAAUCCCUCGGCAAAUGUCAGGGAAAGCUCUACUCCAUAAAAUGCGACGUGUCCAACGAAGAAGAGAUCAAGAAAGCCUUUAAAUGGACCACCGAGAACGUGGGACCCGUCCACAUUUUGAUCAACAACGCCGGCUUCACCAACGACAACAUCCUGAUCGACGGUGACUCGAGCAAGUGGACACACAUGUUCAACGUCAACGUCAUCGGUUUGCUCGUCGCUUCGAGGGAAGCCAUCAAGAUAAUGAUGGCCAACCACAUAUCCGGGCACAUCAUCAACAUGAACAGUGUGGCUGGCCACUGCGACAUCUUCAUGCCCAAAAUCAACGUCUACUCUGCGACCAAACAUGCCGUCACCAACUUGACGGAGACGCUGAGGAAGGAGAUCAACUUGAACAAGCUGAAAAUUAAAGUCACCAGUAUCAGUCCUGGAGCUGUUGCUACUGAGUUUAUGGCCGCCAGUGGUGUUGAUUUUGCUGAGGGAAGUGGUUCGUUUCCGUUUUUAAACGCUGAUGACAUUUCUGUUGUCUAUGCUCUUUCGACAAAGCCUCAUGUACAAAUUCAAGAGGUUAUGCUUCGUCCAAUUGGAGACCCAUUUUAAUACUUGAUAUGAAUAGUUUUGACGUACAUUAUUAUCUUCAUUAUGUGUUAGAAAUAAUAAAGUGUUAACAGUUGUUGGCUAAUAUAUAUUUAUACUUGUAAAA
This is a messenger RNA of Aethina tumida (small hive beetle), 896 nucleotides long. Its product is annotated as farnesol dehydrogenase-like. Lineage: Eukaryota; Metazoa; Arthropoda; Insecta; Coleoptera; Nitidulidae. Bases 44 to 793 code for a protein of 249 amino acids. The record is from RefSeq and is a predicted model, not a curated record. Gene Ontology annotation, molecular function: oxidoreductase activity. The transcript has 4 exons.